Molecule: messenger RNA, 1060 nt
Organism: Symsagittifera roscoffensis
Lineage: Eukaryota; Metazoa; Xenacoelomorpha; Acoela; Convolutidae
Exons: 5
Coding region: 305-952 (215 amino acids)
Molecular function (GO): S-adenosylmethionine-dependent methyltransferase activity
Source: RefSeq, a predicted model, not a curated record
ACUAAGGGCUUAACUUCGCUCAUUCAGAAUAACAAUGAUUCGAAGUCUAAUCUAAGAAUUUCUGACAUUUCUGAGUCAAGAAAACCGUUUGUCAAACAAUCCUUUUAUAGGUUUUUCCAGUUUGAGAAUAACACGCCAUCACGCCAUCUGAUUAUCAAUUCGAGGACAACGAUAAGAAAUUUAAAUCUUCCCCAUAAGACCCAGCUGCUCAUUCAAAACUGACUUCGCCUUUCGAGUAGUUGCACCACAUUUGACCAAUCAUCGAGUUUACUUCAUUUAUUGCUCACAAAAAUUUAAAAUCAGAAUGACCGAUAUAAAUUGGGGCUGGAAGAAUGAGCUGUACAGUGCCAAAUCACCACGGGAAGAACUGGCUUAUUACGAGAAGACAGCCAAAGACUAUGAGUUUGAGUUCAGGGGGAUGCUGAAGUACUGUGGGCCUGAGAUGUGCAUGCAGACUUUACUUGACUGCGAAACACAAUUGGAGUUCGUGGUGCCUCGAAACUGCAGAGUUUUGGACGUCGGAGCAGGCACAGGACUGAGUGGAGAAGCUUUAAUGAGAGAAGGCUUCAUCGGAAAAAUCGACGCACUUGAACCAUCAGACAAUAUGUUUUCACUGGCACAGGCAAAAGGAAUCUAUUCACAUCGUUAUAAUGACCUCAUUUUCCCAGAUACGGAGACAUCGGUUCCAUCAUGUUCUUAUGAUUUAGUAAUCUCAAUUGGAGUAUUCAACACGCGCUCAACCACAAGUGACUGCCUUUGGGAAGUUGUCAGAAUGGCAAAGCAUGGCGGAUACCUGUCUAUAUACUUCAAUAAAUUACACUGGGAUCAAGGCUGCUUCAAAGAACGACUGAUAGAACUAGUGGCGGCGAAACAAAUUCAAAUUCUAUCGCUCGAGUAUAAACCAUACUACGAGGAAAAUGAGGCGGUAUCGUUUGUACUGAAAAAAUUGUGAAAAAAAAACUUUACGAUAAGAACAAUGAACUUUUAUUGUAAGAUUUUGAAUGAUUUUGUUUGUAUAAAACCUGAUUUCAAAUGAAUAAAAUAAUUGUUGAUGAAUGAA